AUGGUCUCUGUUCAACUUCUCCUCUUUGCUAUGGGGAUGCAAGUUGCCCUAAGCGCACCCAGUGGACAAACAGAUCCGCCCAGUCCAUCCGAAUGGGACAUAUCCAAGCCUUUGAACGGAUUCACAUUCCAAAGGGCAAAAGCUUUAUCCGCCCCAACAGUUGACAAACCAACUCUACGGUAUUCAAAGAUUGCCAAUGUUCAAGGUCAUUCAGGUAGUCGUAAUGCCGUUUCUAGUUUGAACCGAAUUCUACGGACUCCGCCAUCACACGGUCAGCAUACAUACCAAAACAUCAGUACUGCUGGAAACUUUUCCACACAAUAUGCCAUCCAGUGCGGGUGGGAUGGUGCGCCCGUGUGGCUACUUCUCGAUACUGGAAGCGCCGACACCUGGGCCGUUCAAAGGGGGUUCGAAUGCCAUGACUCUGAUGGUUCCAAGCACAAGCAAAGCGCAUGUGCUUUUGGACAGCCUCAUAUAAAGAAGUUCCAAAAUGGUCCGAUCGAUGACCUCCACUUCUAUUUACGAUACGGCUCUGGCGAGAAAGUUCUUGGUCCAAUGGGUUAUGCAGAUAUCUCUUGCGGGGGAGUUUCCGUUUCCGGUCAGCAAGCUGGUCUCGCGAACUAUACUUACUGGCACGGGAACAACCUUACUGUUGGGAUAUUGGGACUUGCUUAUCCCUCGAUCACGAGUGCCUUCUACGGCAAGAUCGGGCAAGAGGCCGCCUGGAAUGCCAUCCAGUACGUGCCAUUUCUGACAAAUGCUGUAAUGCAAGGAAGCAUAGACCCUGUCUUCAGUGUCACCUUGAAUAAGAACUCCUCAGAUGGAAUCAUCGGUUGGGGUGGUUUGCCACCAGUGCGGACAGACACAGAUACAUACGCUGAGACUGAACUCAUUAUCGCAAACCUUAUUGGUUCGGCUGAAACAGCUUGGAAAUACUCCUUCUAUACGAUUGUCCCAGAUGGUGUAAUCUGGGGUCAGAGCCGAGACAAGACAAAAUUCCCAUACAUCGUGGAUACUGGGACAACAAUGAACUAUCUUCCUCCUCCGUUGGCUGAGGCUAUCGCCACUGCCUUCCAGCCUCGUGCCGUAUACUUGUAUCAAUGGGGUUCUUACUUUGCCCCAUGCGACGCGGUACCGCCUAGGUUCGCCGUAGUAAUCGGAGAAGUAGAGUUUUGGGUCAAUCCCGCGGACAUGAUUUUCCGAGAUUUGAUUGAUCCGCUGACCGGAUACUGUGCCAUCGCCAUUGCCAGCGGUGGAACUGGGCCAUACAUCCUUGGUGAUGUGUUUCUCCAAAAUGUCGUUGCUGUUUUCGAUGUCGGAGGGGCACAAAUGCGUUUCUACCGCAGGAAUUAA
Pochonia chlamydosporia 170 is the source of this 1353-nucleotide messenger RNA. RefSeq names its product aspartic-type endopeptidase. Gene Ontology annotation, biological process: proteolysis. Gene Ontology annotation, cellular component: fungal-type vacuole. The coding region runs from base 1 to 1353 and encodes 450 amino acids. The record is from RefSeq and is a predicted model, not a curated record. The transcript has 3 exons. Lineage: Eukaryota; Fungi; Ascomycota; Sordariomycetes; Hypocreales; Clavicipitaceae. Gene Ontology annotation, molecular function: aspartic-type endopeptidase activity.